This is a messenger RNA of Sardina pilchardus (European sardine), 1422 nucleotides long. RefSeq names its product T-box-containing protein TBX6L-like. Gene Ontology annotation, biological process: positive regulation of DNA-templated transcription; pattern specification process; cell fate specification. Gene Ontology annotation, cellular component: nucleus. The coding region runs from base 1 to 1422 and encodes 473 amino acids. The transcript has 9 exons. The record is from RefSeq and is a predicted model, not a curated record. Gene Ontology annotation, molecular function: DNA-binding transcription factor activity, RNA polymerase II-specific; RNA polymerase II cis-regulatory region sequence-specific DNA binding. Lineage: Eukaryota; Metazoa; Chordata; Actinopteri; Clupeiformes; Clupeidae.
AUGCAAUAUAUCACUGACCCCAGGCACUCAUCCAGCAUGACCUCGUCCUCCUCAUCCUCCACGGCCAGAGCAGCUGAGCCUUAUCACCAAGGCAACAUCAGAAUGACCCUGGAGAACUCUGACCUCUGGAGGUCCUUCCAUAACCUGGGGACGGAGAUGAUCAUUACGAAACCUGGCAGGAGAAUGUUCCCACACUGCAACAUCAGUGUAUCAGGAUUGUCUCCUUACACUAACUAUUUCAUUAUAGUGGAUAUGGUUCCUGUGGACAACUUUAGGUAUAAGUGGAAUAAAGAACAGUGGGAGGUGGCAGGUAAGGCUGAGCCGCAGCCUCCCUGUAGGACCUAUGUCCACCCAGACUCCCCUGCACCAGGAAGCCACUGGAUGAAGCAGUCUAUCUCCCUCCUCAAGCUCAAGCUCACCAACAACACACUGGACCCUAGCGGCCAUAUUAUCUUGCACUCCAUGCAUCAGUACCAGCCCCGCUUUCACGUGGUCCAGGCAGAUGACCUGUACAACGUCCACUGGGCGCCGUUCCAGACCUUCAGCUUCACAGAGACCUGCUUCACUGCCGUCACUGCCUACCAGAAUACCAAGAUCACAAAGCUGAAGAUUGACCAUAACCCCUUUGCCAAAGGAUUCAGAGAGGAGGGGACUCACGGGAAAAGUAAAGUGAGGCUCACCUUUUUGGUUUUCGUCUUCUUUUCAAUUUGCAGAUUCCGCGCUCACAAGGGUCAGACCUGUCCAGAGAAUCCGGCCAAGAAACUGAGAACAGAGGCAGAGAAGGAUCUGGAAUACCAAAGCUGCACAGACUUCCCACGCCUGCCCUACGAUCCCCAGAGAGAGGAUGAUGAGGUGCCCAUGGGGCACAAGCAUGGCCCAGGCCCUCAGGACGACCACAUGUCCCCCUGGGACUCGGAGCAGGACCCAAGCCACAGCCUACACGGGGACGCCCCCAUGGACUUCAGCAGCUCAGAGCAGCUCGUGCCCGGUCAGGCCACCUACCACCUCUACAGAUCACAAGAUUUCAGGCGAUUGCCAUCACCUCCAAGUAUAGAGUCCAACGUGGACCGCCGCCAUUACGAGUCCUCCGUCGAUGUGGCCACCGUUCCUGACAGGGAGGUCACCAGACCCCAUAUUUCAGCUAAUGUAGGAGGCCCUCAGGGUCGGCCUCUGAACGGCUCAGUGUCCACCACCCACAUGCCAUUGGGCCCAAAGAACAAGCCUGGACAUGCCACUCCACCUGUGUAUGGCCACCACAUGGAGCUGCCGUGUGGACAGUGGAACGGACCAAUCCCCACGCAGUACCCCACUUCCGGCUACAACCACCCACAUCGUCUGAUGGUGGAACAUGGACACAGCCAUCACCAUGGUAACGUCACAGAGUGGAGCCAGUACCCACUGUUCUCGUACUCCUGCUGGUGA